Lycium ferocissimum is the source of this 1100-nucleotide messenger RNA. RefSeq lists its product as uncharacterized. The transcript has 3 exons. Lineage: Eukaryota; Viridiplantae; Streptophyta; Magnoliopsida; Solanales; Solanaceae. Bases 125 to 760 code for a protein of 211 amino acids. The record is from RefSeq and is a predicted model, not a curated record.
AGGAGUUAAGAUAAGGUUGGUGUAUUUUUCCCACCUGGCACUAUCUAUCAAGUCAUCUUGUUUCUCUCUCACCCUUACAAAGAUAGAGAAAAUCAGACACUUAAUACACUGAUUCUUAGUAACAAUGUUAGCUUCAACAGCUCUGAAUCUUGGUUCAUUGUGCAAUUUGCCAACCCAUUAUUCUCAUAAACCUUGUCUGUUUUUACAAUCUUCACCAUUCUUGGCAUCACCUAACAACACUGUUAUCAAGCACUGUAAUGGCUGGAAAUUAAGUAGACCUACUAAGAGGGCUGUUGCUGCUGUUGAUUCAUCUGCUCCUGCUGAAAAGCAAGAGACGGAAAGGAAGAAGUACUAUUUUCUUGUUGCCAAUGCCAAAUUUAUGUUGGAUGAAGAGGAGCAUUUCCAGGAGCAAUUGUUUGAGCGUCGUCGCCUGUAUGAAGAGCGCAACAAAGAAACGGAUUUCUGGCUUAUAGUUGAGCCCAAGUUCUUGGACAAGUUCCCUAAUAUCACCAAGAGACUCAAGAGACCUGCUGUAGCACUUGUUUCAACGAAUGGCCCAUGGAUCACGUUCAUGAAAUUGAGGCUAGACAGAGUUUUACAAGAGAGUUAUGAGGCUGACAGUUUAGAAGAAGCUUUGGCAUGUACUCCUGUUAAUCUUGAGUUUGAAAAGCCUGAAAAAUGGACAGCACCAUACCCAAAGUAUGAGUCCGGGUGGUGGGAGUCUUUCUUGCCCCCUGGAUCCCAAACGUCAAAGGUAUGAUUAGCAGACGUCUUCCACAAUUCUGCUAUAUCAUCUAUGUUGCUUGAAAUAGGUCGAGUGCUUUUUGUUGGUCCGGCAUAACAGUUAGUAUCAGAAGUUAUGUGAAGAGAUGGUGGGGGAAACACGAUUGUAGUCUGUAGGUGAAGGUGUUUGUAACUCAUCUGAAGAUUGAGCAUUGUACUUAGCACAAAAAAGCAAUGUGGCAUAAAUGUAAUAGUUUGGUAAUGAACUACGAUUAUGGUUGGUUAGUUUACAUUUUACCUCUAUAUAGAAAGGUGUUUCCAGUCCACUAUUGGCUUUUGCUGAUAGUUCUUGAUAUGAAGUGAGAACUCUUUUCUUG